Molecule: messenger RNA, 2826 nt
Organism: Medicago truncatula (barrel medic)
Lineage: Eukaryota; Viridiplantae; Streptophyta; Magnoliopsida; Fabales; Fabaceae
Product: BEL1-like homeodomain protein 3
Exons: 5
Coding region: 298-2181 (627 amino acids)
Biological process (GO): regulation of DNA-templated transcription
Molecular function (GO): DNA binding
Source: RefSeq, a predicted model, not a curated record
AUAUGUCUUGGGAUUGCCACUUGUCUGACCUUCCCCACACUGUGGAUUCUUGUCUUUCUCUUUCUCUCUCUCUCUCUCUGUAAUUUUCCUCUUAACCUCUUCGCUUCCCUUUCUUCCUUCUUCUCACUUCACCUUUUCCCUCCCUCCUCCUCUCUCUCUAUCCUGAAAGAUUAGGUUUAAAGCAACAAGGUGUUUAUUUUAGUAAUCUUGUUGCUGGAGAUGUCAAGUUGAUUCCAUUGUUUAAGGGAGCAGAAAGAAGCUUCUCAUUUUUUUGAAUUGCCACUAAUCUUGCUUACAAUGUAUCCGAACCAAGCGUUUUCUUCGGGAUCUUACGCCGAGAUGAUUUCUGGGAAUACUUUGUUACCUCAUAAUUACAGUGAAUCUGUAGGAGGACAAAAUGAGUUGAAGUUUAUGACAUCUAUGGAUGAUACAAUGAAUAUGCUGUCUAUUGAUCAGGGGCAUUCCAAUGCUACUACGAGCGAUCCAAGGACACAAUUCGGACUCGUUGAGAGCGAGCAAAAUGUACAAUGCCAAGGCCUGUCUCUUAGCCUUGGGACAAUGAUGCCUUCCUUUCAAUAUCAGUAUCCCGGCAACAGUUUCACCUCACUAAUGAAUGCUCAAAUUUCAAACUUGAAGGGGUCUGCAUCUCUUAAGGAUGAUGAGGCUGAGUGCAUGGCAUCUUUGUCUUCUGGAGGAUUUCAAAACAAUGUCAAAAGGGAGGGUUUGUAUAAUCCACAUCCUUCAAUAGGCCUUAAUGAAGGCCAAUCUGAUCCGUGCCUGCAAGGAUCAGCAGUUAUUCCGAACAAUGCCCUUAACUCUCACUACCUUAAGGCAGCACAGGAACUUCUUGAUGAAAUAGUUAAUGUCCGAAAGGGCUUGAAACAAACCGGAUUGGAAAAACAACAAAGUUUUCACGAUGCUGGUUUAGAUGCUUCCAAAGAUUCUGAUGGAAAAUCUACAAGUCAAUCUAUGCAAGUAUCUUCAGGCCCUAAUGGUUCUAAUGCAAACAACUCUUCAUGUGAGCUAUCUCCCGCGGAACGACAGCAUUUAUUGGACAAGAAAACAAAACUUUUGUCCAUGUUGGAUGAGUUAGACAAAAGAUACCGACAAUACUGUCAUCAAAUGCAGAUUGUUGUGUCAUCUUUUGACAUGGUUGCUGGUUGCGGCGCAGCCGAACCAUACACUGCUCUUGCUUUGCGCACCAUUUCUCGUCACUUUCGCUGUUUGCGUGAUGCUAUUAGCGGCCAAAUUCAGUUGACUCAAAGGAGCCUUGGUGAACAAGAGGGAAUACCUCGUCUCCGCUAUGUUGAUCAACAGCUUAGACAACAAAAAGCUCUUCAGCAGCUUGGUGUAAUGAGACAAGCUUGGAGACCUCAGAGAGGACUUCCUGAAAGCUCUGUGUCAAUACUCCGUGCGUGGCUCUUUGAGCAUUUCCUUCAUCCUUAUCCAAAGGAUUCAGAGAAAAUCAUGUUGGCAAGACAAACAGGCUUGACCAGAAACCAGGUGGCGAAUUGGUUCAUUAAUGCGAGGGUGCGUCUUUGGAAACCAAUGGUCGAAGAAAUGUACAAAGAAGAGUUUGGUGAUUCGGAGACAAGCAGCAAUCUUUUAUCAGAAAACACGCCAAAAGCUCCGAGAGACGAUGAUGUUCGAGUGUGGGAUGAUAAAAGGGAAGAGUCUCAUGACAAGUUAAUGAAUGUUGAUGGUGCUCAACAACAAGGUCAAAUUGCAGGGUUGAAGUUAGAUCAUGCAUCCUCCUCAACCACAGAAUUGGAUAGAGGGAUUCAAAGUAGCGAUCAUUGGACUAAUGUGAUGGAUUCUAGAAUUGGGAAAAUGCAAGGUGACCAACAAAGGUUUAACAUGAACAAUAGUCCUUAUUCAAAUCCACCUAUCUCAAUCAACCAAAAUGGUGAUGGCUGCAUAAUGGAUUCUACUCCUACAACUUAUGAUGAUUUAUCAGAGUUGAAUAACUUUGGUGUUGGUGGCCAUGUCUCACUUGCAUUGGAGUUGAGGAACUCUGAAAGUGAUGGAUUUGGUUUGUCCAAUGAUGACAUCAAUAAAAGGCGUAAUCAAGCAAUGGCUUCUUCACCUGAUACUGAUUUGUUAGACUAUCACUUCACAGACACUGGAAAGCAACAACACAAGUUUGCCAACCCUCAUUUGUUACAUGAGUUUGUUGUCUGAAUUGAAAGAACUGUGUUUGGAGAGCGACCUAUUGUCUGCACUCAGCAAUCCCAUGCAUUAACGCAGUUACCACAUCAAUGGUCGUUGGAUCGAGAUAAAACGGUCUAGAUUUCGAUACAAAUUUUGAUUUUUUUUUAAGAAAAAAAACUAAAAUAUCAGUUUGAAAUUUCGAUCAUCCGAUCCCGAUCCAACGGUCAAUGUUGUGAUGACUGCUUGCAUGCAUGAGAUUGUUGACUGUGGACAAUCUGAAUUCAUCAUAUUCAUGGCGUCACCGCACAUCUAUCUCAAAGCUACAACUACUAGCUUCACGCUGAUCGUGCGUCCUGAUAUAUCCACCGUGUUUCCAAACACAUCAAAAUCUUUGGAAUUUUUUUAAUGUUUUUUUGAAGGUAAGUAUGAAAAAUGUGUACUUCAAAAAAGUAGAAACUAUUCAUAUUAUUGUUGUCCAAAGUGAAUCAUAAAGGCUAAAGCUAUAUGUAAAGCAUGAACCGUGCAAAAUAUACACGUAGGUAUGUGUAGAUAGUGUUUUGUAAUAUUGUGGGGUGAUUGGUUGUAUGUAUGUGCAGCAAUUUUGUAAGGACAAAGAACAUAUCUAAUGCAUCAUCAUCAAUAUCAUGAAUAAGGAAAGAAUCUUUUGUGAAGAAA